AUGGUGCGUCAGCUGCACGAUGAUAUGAUAGCGCGAGUCACGGACAACGGAGCUGUCUCAGAGGCAUUCGCAGUGACCAACGGAGUGAAGCAGGGCUGUGUGCUGACACCUACCCUCUUCAGUCUUAUGUUCUCUGCCAUGCUGAUGGACGCCUACCGCGACGAACGCCCUGGAAUCCGCAUCGCCUACAGAACGGACGGUCAUCUCCUGAAUCACCGGCGCAUGAACUUCCAAUCGCGUGUAUCCACAGCCACCGUGCACGAACUUCUCUUCGCCGACGACUGCCCCUGA
Molecule: messenger RNA, 291 nt
Organism: Spirometra erinaceieuropaei
Lineage: Eukaryota; Metazoa; Platyhelminthes; Cestoda; Diphyllobothriidea; Diphyllobothriidae
Source: the annotation of a GenBank genome assembly